Messenger RNA from Gorilla gorilla gorilla (western lowland gorilla), 5770 nucleotides. RefSeq names its product acyl-CoA synthetase long chain family member 4 (gene ACSL4). Bases 947 to 3082 code for a protein of 711 amino acids. The record is from RefSeq and is a predicted model, not a curated record. Gene Ontology annotation, cellular component: endoplasmic reticulum; lipid droplet; plasma membrane. Gene Ontology annotation, biological process: neuron differentiation; long-chain fatty acid metabolic process; long-chain fatty-acyl-CoA metabolic process. Gene Ontology annotation, molecular function: arachidonate-CoA ligase activity. The transcript is spliced from 16 exons. Lineage: Eukaryota; Metazoa; Chordata; Mammalia; Primates; Hominidae.
AACACAGUAAGAGGCAAGAUAAAUGGAUGAGAGGCAUUAGUUCAGGCUUACAGGAGCAAGAUGCUUUUAGUCAAAGUGUUUAAGAUAGCUCUCUAAACGAGGAGCAGUGAAACCCAAAAAUGAGUGUCUUUUGAGGGCAGCUGGAAGAUGACCCGAGGGGAACUUUUAUCCUGGGGUGGAGUCCUGCGAAGCAAGCCGCAGGUGAGGGCUUGGGCCAAUUCUGCGCCUCACUGCUGUUAGGCGCAAGGACAUCCCGAAACACACUCAACGACACCAACAGCGAGCCUGACAGAAGCGGAUCGCCAGCGGGAGCAACAACUUGAGGCGAGCCGUUAGCCGCCUCGCCUUCCUCGCAGCGCCCCUCCCGCGCCCCGGGAAGCCCGUUCGGCUCCGCCUUUUCGACUGACGUCCCGGGCGAGCGGGGGCGGGCGCGUGGGUGGGCCGAGCCGUCUGCAGCCGGCGAUUCGGCUGGCUCUGCCACACCACCGCGCGCCCCCGCUCCGCCCGCCCCUCCGGGCGCGUCUUUUCCGGGCUCGCGCUGAGCCCCGCCUCCGCCGGCUGUCCGGGUGCGCGCGCGCCGCUGCGGCUUUUUCUCUGGCCUCCGCCGCGCGCUCCUCCUCGUCCCAGCGCUAGCGGGCACGCGGUUCCUUUUUGCGAGCUUCCCGAGUGCCAGGCGCCGGCCGGCUGCGAAGACGCGGUGGGCCGCCCCUCCGAUUGAAAUCACAGAAGAUAUUCGUGUUCUUCUUAAGAGAAAAAGAGGACAUUUGCGUACUUUAUUGUCGGCUUCCAAAGAUUACUAACUUUUAUCUGUAUCACUAAGAUUGAACUGCCUUGGCUGUACUGCUAUUCUUACUGCUGCUUCUAUUAUUGCCUUCUUCAGCACAAUAAGGCUUUCAAAAGCCAAAGAAUAACAAGAAAUAAGCACCAUUUUAGAAGCCUUUCCACUAUGAAACUUAAGCUAAAUGUGCUCACCAUUAUUUUGCUGCCUGUCCACUUGUUAAUAACAAUAUACAGUGCCCUUAUAUUUAUUCCAUGGUAUUUUCUUACCAAUGCCAAGAAGAAAAACGCUAUGGCAAAGAGAAUAAAAGCUAAGCCCACUUCAGACAAACCUGGAAGUCCAUAUCGCUCUGUCACACACUUCGACUCACUAGCUGUAAUAGACAUCCCCGGAGCAGAUACUCUGGAUAAAUUAUUUGACCAUGCUGUAUCCAAGUUUGGGAAGAAGGACAGCCUUGGGACCAGGGAAAUCCUAAGUGAAGAAAAUGAAAUGCAGCCAAAUGGAAAAGUUUUUAAGAAGUUAAUUCUUGGGAAUUAUAAAUGGAUGAACUAUCUUGAAGUGAAUCGCAGAGUGAAUAACUUUGGUAGUGGACUCACUGCACUGGGACUAAAACCAAAGAACACCAUUGCCAUCUUCUGUGAGACCAGGGCCGAAUGGAUGAUUGCAGCACAGACCUGCUUUAAGUACAACUUUCCUCUUGUGACUUUAUAUGCCACACUUGGCAAAGAAGCAGUAGUUCAUGGGCUAAAUGAAUCUGAGGCUUCCUAUCUGAUUACCAGUGUUGAACUUCUGGAAAGUAAACUUAAGACUGCAUUGUUAGAUAUCAAUUGUGUUAAACACAUCAUUUAUGUGGACAAUAAGGCUAUCAAUAAAGCAGAGUACCCUGAAGGAUUUGAGAUUCACAGCAUGCAAUCAGUAGAAGAGUUGGGAUCUAACCCAGAAAACUUGGGCAUUCCUCCAAGUAGACCAACGCCUUCAGACAUGGCCAUUGUUAUGUAUACUAGUGGUUCUACUGGCCGACCUAAGGGAGUGAUGAUGCAUCAUAGCAAUUUGAUAGCUGGAAUGACAGGCCAAUGUGAAAGAAUACCUGGACUGGGACCAAAGGACACAUAUAUUGGCUACUUGCCUUUGGCUCAUGUGCUAGAACUGACAGCAGAGAUAUCUUGCUUUACCUAUGGCUGCAGGAUUGGAUAUUCUUCUCCGCUUACACUCUCUGACCAGUCCAGCAAAAUUAAAAAAGGAAGCAAAGGAGACUGUACUGUACUGAAGCCCACACUUAUGGCUGCUGUUCCGGAAAUCAUGGAUAGAAUUUAUAAGAAUGUUAUGAGCAAAGUCCAAGAGAUGAAUUAUAUUCAGAAAACUCUGUUCAAGAUAGGGUAUGAUUACAAAUUGGAACAGAUCAAAAAGGGAUAUGAUGCACCUCUUUGCAAUCUGUUACUGUUUAAAAAGGUCAAGGCCCUGCUGGGAGGGAAUGUCCGCAUGAUGCUGUCUGGAGGGGCCCCGCUAUCUCCUCAGACACACCGAUUCAUGAAUGUCUGCUUCUGCUGCCCAAUUGGCCAGGGUUAUGGACUGACAGAAUCAUGUGGUGCUGGGACAGUUACUGAAGUAACUGACUAUACUACUGGCAGAGUUGGAGCACCUCUUAUUUGCUGUGAAAUUAAGCUAAAAGACUGGCAAGAAGGCGGUUAUACAAUUAAUGACAAGCCAAACCCCAGAGGUGAAAUCGUAAUUGGUGGACAGAACAUCUCCAUGGGAUAUUUUAAAAAUGAAGAGAAAACAGCAGAAGAUUAUUCUGUGGAUGAAAAUGGACAAAGGUGGUUUUGUACUGGUGAUAUUGGAGAAUUCCAUCCCGAUGGAUGUUUACAGAUUAUAGAUCGUAAGAAAGAUCUAGUGAAGUUACAAGCAGGAGAGUAUGUAUCUCUUGGGAAAGUAGAAGCUGCACUGAAGAAUUGUCCACUUAUUGACAACAUCUGUGCUUUUGCCAAAAGUGAUCAGUCCUAUGUGAUCAGUUUUGUGGUUCCUAACCAGAAAAGGUUGACACUUUUGGCACAACAGAAAGGGGUAGAAGGAACUUGGGUUGAUAUCUGCAAUAAUCCUGCUAUGGAAGCUGAAAUACUGAAAGAAAUUCGAGAAGCUGCAAAUGCCAUGAAAUUGGAGCGAUUUGAAAUUCCAAUCAAGGUUCGAUUAAGCCCAGAGCCAUGGACCCCUGAAACUGGUUUGGUAACUGAUGCUUUCAAACUGAAAAGGAAGGAGCUGAAGAACCAUUACCUCAAAGACAUUGAACGAAUGUAUGGGGGCAAAUAAAAUGUUGUCUUAUUGACAGUUGUGCAGGAGGUAGCCUGGUGGUUUUCAACUUCUAGAAUUUUAAGCCUUGUUGAGCUGUUAGAAUGUAAGGUAUAUCAUUCUAAAGAUAGAGUAAAAAGAAAACAAAACCAAAAGUUAUUAAAAUUGUUUUCCGGUUUACUUUAACUUAGUUUUGCAUAGUUCUAGUGCAGCUGAAAUUGAAAAGUUAUUUCCCUUUAGCUGUGUUAUUAUAGAGCAGAAAUUCUGUUUUUAAAAAUUAGCCUAAGAUAUACUUGUUUUUGUAAAGAAAAAUAUUUAAUGUUGAACAAAAUAAAUUGGAGUUGGAGUAGGAUGUAGUUUGAGGAAAUUUGCAGCUUCCAAUGCCUCUUGUCUUCCUAUUUCAGAAGUUUAAAUAUUAAGCAUGACAGAAAAUAUGUAUUAACACUACUCAAAGCAAAAGUGCUGCAGGGCUUUAAAAUUCUCUUCCAACCAUUUAUCUUGAAGGAAAAAUUCAAUAGUAAUAUAAUACACAAAAUCAAAUAAUACCUUAGAAGGUAUUAAGAUUAUAAUUGUUACAUAGGUUAGAUAUAGAGUCAUUGUAAUGUUGUGAAUAAUUACAGUGCCUAAAAUAAGAAUAAAACAACAUAUACAACACCAAAAAAUAUCUAGUAAUAUAUUUAAAGGGAAAUUGAGCUGCUUUUUUGAAACUUUGAGAUCUAAAAAUAACUGUAAUUAUUUGAAUGACUUAAGAGGAAAGUACAUUUUUUGAAAUGCUGAAAAUUGCCUUUCUGUGUUUAUUCAAACUGAAAAGCUGAGACCAAGAGCAAGGAAGGUAAAAAGUUAACAGGCAAACAUUUUCUCUUAGAAAAGAUGAUAAAAUCAUAAGUAUUUGGAAUUAGAACCCUUGCACAGCACUGAACCUGGGAAAGAUUUAAACUCUGAAUUUAUCUUUGAUAACAGGGAUUGAUUUUAAAAUGUACAUGUAUUAAAUUACAUUUGUAAUUUAAGGUCUGUUUGCUGUUGCUGAUUUGAUUCUUGAUCAGUAGUUUGCAUUUCAGAAAGCCUUUCAUUUUGCUUUAAUUUUAGCAAAGCGGGUUAUAAUGAAUGACUUCCCCAGUAUCUUGCUUGAACUUACAGGUGAUUAACUUGGAUGAGUUUUGGGAAGUUAAAGGGAAGAAAACACUGUUAUCAUUUUUUCCUGUUUGGGAAGAGCUUAGAAACUGGAAAUACUAGAUUUGGGAGAAGGGCAGAGUUACUUGAUAAGGGACUGAUGUUUGUGCAGUAACUUGGGAGUGUGGUUUCUUUUUGAAUCUUUAAUUAAAACCUGGGAUUAUAUAUCCCUGAUAAAUAUUCACACUUGAACCAUAGUUACUGUAAAAUGCAAAAAAUCUUAAUACUGUUAUUCUUUGCACUUUUUCUUAAUCAUUUUUUAUAUAUAUGCAUAUAUAUAUGUGUGUGUGUGUGUUGCUUAUGUUGUUUUGUACAGAUGUGGGCCACCAUUGCAACAAAAUACAUUCUUUUUGCUCUAAAAUAUUUAUGAAGAAAAUACUUAAAUGUUAUGUAUAUGGUGGUAAUAAGGGAAAAAUCAAGUAUUAUAAACAAGAAUGAAGGUUUUUGUAAAGAUUUCUGUUCAGUGUUUUGCAAGGUAAAAUUUUAGGCAAGUUUUCCCUGAAGUUAUGUGUAUGUGAGUAUUCUCAUUCUUCCCAACUUGCCUUUGAAGAGUGAAAUACCAUUAUUAUCAAGUAGACUACUGUUCAGCUUUUAUUCCUGCCCUGCUGUUUAUCCCUUAAGAAUGAGUUUCUUAGACUUUUCCAAUAUGUGAUUUUUUUUCCCAUUUAGAAUGGUGAUUUUAAAUGUGUGAGUGCAUGUACUAUCUUAUCUCAGAUAUUUGCACCCCCAAUCUGCCCCCAACUCCCAAAAGCUAGAACACUGCCAACUGAUCUGUUACAGGUCCUUUAGAAACACAUAAUUAACACUUAAGGUUGGGUGCUGCUAAUUCUUUGCAAAAAUCCAAAUAUUGUUAAGGGACCAGGGAGAUGCCACUACCCCUUGAUUUUCCAUCUAAAAAUAUACAUGUUUAUGUAAACAAAUCUUUCCAUAUCCAUAGUGACUUUUCAAGUAUUUAAGCCUAAAGAUUUUGAUCUCACAUUUUUAUACCUGUUUAAAUUGCUCACAAUUAUUACAUACAUAUCAGCCAUCAACUAAAGUUGUACUUUAAAAAUUUACUACAAUAUGUACAUUUCUAAGUCAAACACUUGUGACUUUUGCUUUAAUUCCAUGAAUGUUCCUGCCUCCUUGAUAUUUGUAUUUAUUCUUUUUUUCUCUAGAGUAGAGGUAUAAUUGUGUGAUAUUUCAGAAAUACAGAUAAAUGAUUCAAAAAGUCACAGUUAAGGAGAAUCAUGUUUCUUUGAUCAUGAAUAACUGAUUAGUAAGUCUUGCCUAUAUUUUCCUGAUAGCAUAUGACAAAUGUUUCUAAGGUAACAAGAUGAGAACAGAUAAAGAUUGUGUGGUGUUUUGGAUUUGGAGAGAAAUAUUUUAAUUUUUAAAUGCAGUUACAAAUUAUAAUGUAUUCAUAUUUGUACUUUCUGUUAAAAUGCACGAUUGCAGAAUUGUUUAGAUUUUGUGUUUAUUCUUGAUGAAAAGCUUUGUUUGUUCUUGUUUUUAAGUUUGCACUCAAAUCUUAAGAAAUAAAUUCACCCAUGUUAUCAA